Molecule: messenger RNA, 1521 nt
Organism: Corylus avellana
Lineage: Eukaryota; Viridiplantae; Streptophyta; Magnoliopsida; Fagales; Betulaceae
Product: protein VAPYRIN-LIKE
Molecular function (GO): protein binding
Source: RefSeq, a predicted model, not a curated record
UCCCCCUCCGCCUCUCUCCCUCUCUCCUCUCUCUCUCUCCCUCUCUCUCAGUGGCAAUGGAGAGACUAGUGGAAGUGUCGGACCAAGAGGUGCGCAUAGACUUCGCGCUUAACUGCAAAUGCCGGGCUAACGUGCGCCUGAGGUCACUUUCAACCACCACCCCCAUAGCCUUCAAGGUCCAAACCUCUUCGCCCAACAAGUUCCUCGUUAACCCGCCCACUGGACUCAUUCCUCCCUCAUCCUACGCCACGUUACAGAUCAUCCUCAAACCCCAGACCCAACUCCCACCCACCUUCCCCCGCUCACCGUCCGAUCGUUUCCUCAUCAAGACCGCCGAGUUCGUUCCCAGCUCUCCCAAGUCUACUCACCAGGACUCUAUCAACUCCUGGUUUUCCACCAGGCCCCACGGGUCAACUCAGGACCUCAAACUCAAGGUCGCCUUUGUGGGUCCCGUACUUCUCCUCCACGCCGUCAGAUGCGGAGACUUGGACUCCGUCAGGAGCUUAAUCAAGCGGCAGAGACCUGUUCUGGCCGAGUUUUCACCCGGGGAAGCCGACUCACUCCUCCGUGUCGCCACUGAAUUGUUCAACUCGGAGGAGAUGGUGAACCUGCUUGUUGAAGCUGGGCUGAAGAUAGACGCACGGGUAAAGCUGGAGAGUGCGAGUUCUACGGUGGAUUCAUCGAAGGUGUGGCACCAACUGCACGUAGCGGUGUCGUUUGAUCGGACGGACGAGAUGUUGGAUUUGAUAAAGACGAGGGAAUAUGGGUCGUUGGAUUGGAGGGAUAAGGAGGGUCGUACGCUUUUGCAUUUGGCUGCGAGUAAGGGAAGUAUCGGGUGUGCGAAGGUGUUGCUAGAAUCGGGUGCGGAUAGGAACGCGAGGAGUCAAGACGGCCGCACCGCGCUCUAUAGGGCAUCGGCUAAUGGAGACCGUCAGAUGGUGGAGAUGCUGAUCGAGUUCGGCGCGGACCCCACAAUCACCAAUGAUCGUGGGCGAUCGCCACUUGACGUUGCUCGUGACAAGGAACACAAAGAGGUUGUGAUGAUUCUGGAACGAGGAAAAGCAGUGCUAAUGGCUGCAAUGCGCGGAGAGUCGGAGCACCUCGAGUCGCUGCUCCGGAAAGACGCGACAACAAACUACCGCGACCAAUAUGGCUUGACAGCCCUCCAUGCAGCAGCUAUAAAGGGGCACAGGGAUGCAGUGCUGAUGCUUGUUGAAUACGGGGUGGACUUGGAAUGCCAGGACAAUGAAGGCCAUGCACCGCUACAUUUAGCUGUGGAGGGUGGCAGCCUAGAGACAGUUGAGGCAUUGGUGGAGAAGGGGGCUGAUGUUGAUGCCAAGAGCAUGAAGAAUGCUACCCCGCUCUUCAUAGCUAGAGUCAUGGGUUACGAUGAUAUCUCUGAGUUCCUCAUAAGCAGGGGAGCCGACUCUUCUCUUACAUCUUUUUCUUCUCCUAGUUAGAAUCUGUAUGCUACCAAUUUUCAUUUAUUGUGAAGUAAUUUAGGAUACACGUUCAUGAUUA